This is a messenger RNA of Pistacia vera, 1800 nucleotides long. Its product is annotated as heterogeneous nuclear ribonucleoprotein 1-like. The transcript has 2 exons. Lineage: Eukaryota; Viridiplantae; Streptophyta; Magnoliopsida; Sapindales; Anacardiaceae. Gene Ontology annotation, molecular function: RNA binding. The record is from RefSeq and is a predicted model, not a curated record. The coding region runs from base 155 to 1363 and encodes 402 amino acids.
UUGGGAAUUGGAAAAUUGAAAGAAAAAAUAGUAGCGACACGGUUGCUCUACAGCUAAACAUUACUAACUGAAAACAAACCCUAACCCUUCCCUCCUUUAUUAGAGAUACAACUAAAACCAAAACAAAAACUAGCUAAACCAAGCCACCACAGAAAUGGACUCAGACGACGGAAAGCUAUUCAUUGGAGGAAUAGCUUGGGACACCACUGAAGACAAGCUCAGAGAUUACUUCAACCAAUACGGUGACGUUUCUCAGGCCGUCAUUAUGCGUGACAAGACCACCGGUCGUCCCCGUGGCUUUGGCUUUGUUGUCUUCACCGAUCCUUCCAUUCUCGAUCAAGUCCUCCAGGAUAAGCACACCAUCGAUGGCCGUACUGUGGAGGCAAAAAAGGCUUUAUCAAGAGAAGAACAACACAGCUCUAGAUCAGGAAAUUUUAAUUCUGGUAGAGGCGCUGAAGGGGGAAAUUUUAGAACUAAAAAGAUAUUUGUUGGAGGUCUACCACCUACUUUGACAGAGGAUGGAUUCCGUGAGUAUUUUGAAAAUUAUGGUCAUGUAACUGACGUUGUGGUUAUGUAUGACCAGAAUACGCAGCGUCCUCGUGGUUUUGGUUUUAUCACCUUUGACACAGAAGAUGCAGUUGAUAGGGUUCUACACAAGGUAUUCCAUGAGUUGAAUGGUAAGCUAGUGGAGGUCAAACGAGCCCUCCCUAAAGAUGCCAAUCCAGGUGGUGGGGGUCGUGGUGGGGGCUACCAGGGUUACGGUGCCUCUGGUGCCAAUAGUAGUUCAUUUGAUGGCCGAAUGGAUGGAAACAGAUAUAUGCAACCCCAAAGUACUGCAGGUGGUUUCCCAUCUUAUUCUGGUUAUGGGGGACCAGGGUAUGGCUAUGGAGCAGCAAGUAGUGGAGUUGGAUAUGGUGGUUAUGGCAGUUAUGGUAUUGGUGGUUAUGGAAGUGCUGCUACUGGGUUUGGUGCUCUCACAGGGGCAUACGGAAAUCCAAAUGCUGGUUAUAUGAAUGCACCACCUGGGGCCUUGAAAAGUUCUUGGGGAAGCCAAACUCCUUCAAGUUAUGAUUCAAACGCUGGUUCUGCUCCUAUGGGUCAGUCUCCAAGUGGGGCUUGUGGGUAUGGGAACCAAGGCUAUGGUUAUGGUAAUUAUGGUGGAAGCGGUGGUCCUUAUUUGGGUGGUUAUGGGGCUGCUAGUGGGCGUGCUGGAAGUGGUGCUGGAGGAGAUAAUAGCUAUAGUGACACCAAUGGAAAUUCAGGGUAUGCAAAUGCGGCUUGGAGGUCUGAUUCUUCUCAGAGCUCUAGUGGUUUUAAUGGCGGGUAUGGUGGUGCACAUUCCAGACAGGGUCAACAGCAAUGAUCAGAGAUCCUUCAACAUACCACUGCUUUCCCUGGUGGAGACCUAAUUUAUGGUGACAAGAGAUUUUGGGAAUGGUUGGAUUGCUUGAAUUUCAGUUUUAGUUACCAGUAGUCAUUCUGCUUGUAUACAAUGACCUGUAGUUCCAAGUAGUAGCGAUAUUUUAUCUAGUGGUAUUUGUUUUCAAGUCCUAGUGUUUAACUUGAAGUUAUUUAUUGUUUUGUCUGUUUUUUUAUGUGGAGUUACUUUAUUGAAGGCCAGUGUAGUUGAAUGGGCUUUCUUUAUUGUUGUGGGGGUUGAUGAUAUUAAUGUUUGGUUAAUGCACUUUAUUAGCAGUCAUCUCUGGUGGUAUGCUAGUAUAGUAAUUUAAUCGUGUUGUUCUGUAAUUAUACAUUUUUUUAAGCCAUUGCUUUAAUAUCAGCAUUUCAGUAUCUGCUUAA